GAGAGAAGGAAGAAGAAGAUUGUGAUGGCACUGAAGGAGAUCCACGACAAGACCUGCAUCCGUUGGGUUCCACGGAGCAAUGAAACGGACUAUGUCGUUUUCAUUCGAGACGAAGGGUGUUACUCGCACGUAGGCAGGGUAGGAGGUCGCCAAAAUGUCUCCCUAGGCGAAGGAUGCCUUUACCAUGGAACGGUUCUUCAUGAAAUGGGACAUGCCCUUGGCUACGAGCACGAGCACAUGCGCUCAGACAGGGACAAGUAUCUCACUGUUUACAAGGAGAACAUCCUACAAGAUGAGCUGGACCAGUUCACCAAACUGAAACCACGAUCGAAUCGCCUUCUCACGCCGUUCGACUACGACUCUGUCAUGCUCUACGGCUCAACCGUGUUUGGCAAAGAGGAAGAUUCAAUAACAAUGACCAAGAAAGAUGGAGGAAUACUGGUGGAGACCUAUGACAAGACUGAACUCUCCCCUAGUGAUGUGACGGAAAUGAACCUACUCUACAAGUGUCCCGGAACACGCGCCAAGAGCGACGUGGCAAAAAGAAAGCGCACGGGAUAGGGGAGAU
Molecule: messenger RNA, 568 nt
Organism: Ornithodoros turicata
Lineage: Eukaryota; Metazoa; Arthropoda; Arachnida; Ixodida; Argasidae
Product: astacin-like metalloprotease toxin 4
Exons: 3
Coding region: 25-561 (178 amino acids)
Biological process (GO): proteolysis
Molecular function (GO): zinc ion binding; metalloendopeptidase activity
Source: RefSeq, a predicted model, not a curated record